GACAGGUGCAUUGCGAAUGGCAGCUCUGCGUGAAGAAGAACUUUCUAUGUGUGUUUUGUUCGGUGGCUGCAUGGAAAAUUAAGGUUUUUCCAUAUAUUUUGCACAGCUAGCACACGGUAAAACUCAAACACACGGAGGAGAAGCAAAGUAAAUGAUGCUUUUCAUGCUGCUCUUCAGCCGGCAGGGCAAACUGCGGUUACAGAAAUGGUACAUGGCCUAUCCCGACAAGGUGAAAAAGAAGAUCACCCGGGAACUGGUCACCACGAUACUGGCCCGGAAGCCCAAGAUGUGCUCGUUUCUGGAGUGGAAAGACUGCAAAAUUGUCUACAAGAGGUAUGCCAGCCUGUAUUUCUGUUGCGCCAUCGAGCAGAACGACAACGAGCUGCUGACACUGGAGAUCAUUCAUCGCUAUGUGGAGCUGCUGGAUAAGUACUUCGGCAGCGUCUGCGAGCUGGAUAUUAUCUUUAACUUUGAAAAAGCCUACUUUAUCCUGGACGAGCUGCUUAUUGGCGGUGAGAUCCAGGAAACGUCCAAAAAGAACGUACUUAAGGCGAUCGCCUCGCAGGAUCUGCUCCAAGAGGACUUCAAUGAGUAUCUCAACUAAUCAAUGAAAAGAAAAAAAUAUAUACCUAGGAGAAAAGAAAACCCAUCCCAAAGAACCAGUGUAAAGAACAUAAAGUUAUAUUCCCGAUCUGCGAAGAGUCUUAGUGGGAGAGUCGAUAGGUCAGAUCAGUCAAACCUUCGUCCAGCUGUAUAUAUAUUUGUAUAUUGCCCAGCUUCCAUUUCCCCGCCUUCCCCGCGCUGCGCUGUGAUGUUCAUCCAUAUAAUAUGCAUUACGUGUUUCCAAGUUGUGCCGUAAAUGAAAGAAAAGCAAAACAAGAUUCGAAAUUGGUUUCUUUUUUGGACACAUUCUACUCACACCUACACCUACUACUCGUACUACCACUACUACUUCUAUCUUUCCUUCUACUCUUCUCGUUCUUAUUGUUCUUAUUCUCUGUACUCCAGGACGAAGCCGUUGAGGGCACUUUAAGAGACAUUGGACUCCUCUAAAGAACUAGAACACCCUAGAACUUAUGUAGUUGAUAUUACACGCACACCCAGACACAGCAAGCACACAAUAACACACACACUGACACACCCCCAGCGAAAUGUGUGCUGCACUUGGCACAUUUGAACACUGCUCCAUCCACUUCUCAACACUAGUGUGUGAUUUGGCUGUUGUACAGCACUGAUGCGCUGAAUAAAAUUAAUAAAUGAUAAGCAAGAAGGCGCCGGGCAGCGUGAGGCUCGGAAAAGCAAUAAAUACCACAAGCUAAAUUCUAGAUAGUAACAUCAGAGCAUCUGGCAUGUGGUUUUCCAUACACACUCCUCCGUAUUUCACAAACACACACACAGAUAAUAGAUCCAGCAAAGUUCAUGCAAAACAAGCCAACCUCACGUAGUUCCCUCAACCGAAUUAAUAUUCUUCUUCCUAUCUACAUUAUAAUAUCGAAAGAUCAUUCCAAUCAAUCACCAAAUGGGCAAUAACUAAUUUAGUGGGGAAUAUAUGCAAUACUAUUCUUACAAUAGAAACAAGUAAGCUUUAAUGUUGAAAAAAUGAGAACGUUUAUAAUUGAAAAUUGUAAUAAUCAUCCCAUAGUGGUAACCGAAUAAAGUCUAGUUUAUGUAUAUCUACAAA
Molecule: messenger RNA, 1681 nt
Organism: Drosophila biarmipes
Lineage: Eukaryota; Metazoa; Arthropoda; Insecta; Diptera; Drosophilidae
Gene: AP-1sigma
Product: AP-1 complex subunit sigma-2
Exons: 5
Coding region: 152-604 (150 amino acids)
Biological process (GO): vesicle-mediated transport; intracellular protein transport
Cellular component (GO): AP-1 adaptor complex; membrane coat; intracellular membrane-bounded organelle
Molecular function (GO): clathrin-cargo adaptor activity
Source: RefSeq, a predicted model, not a curated record